Messenger RNA from Brassica napus (rape), 894 nucleotides. RefSeq lists its product as uncharacterized. NCBI's taxonomy places the organism in Eukaryota, Viridiplantae, Streptophyta, Magnoliopsida, Brassicales, Brassicaceae. Bases 1 to 894 code for a protein of 297 amino acids. The record is from RefSeq and is a predicted model, not a curated record. The transcript has 2 exons.
AUGGCUGCACUUGCUGAACGCCAGCAAAUGGUUGGGGAAUCCUCUAAUCAUAACCACAACGUCAACAUCAACGUUUCUUCACACAGUAUGCCACCUGGAAAUUGCGACAGUUACUACGACAUAGAACAAGAACAGAUGACAUUGACCACCACUAUCUCUUCAUCAAAUGUGUUUGCAUCUGCUAACUCUGUGGUAAAGUUUAAUGGUCUCAACUAUGGUGAGUGGUUCGAGCAAAUCCGGUUUACACUAGGUGUAAUGGCUUUGGACUCUGCCAUACUAUCUGAUGAGGAACCUUCAGCUAUUACAGUAGAUAGCUCCAAAUCUGAAAAGUCUCGUUAUGAGAGAUGGGAGCGAUCUAACAGGCUGAGCUUGAACCUUAUGAGGUUAACAAUGGCGGAAAGUAUUAAGCCAUCAAUGCCUAAGACAGAGAAAGCAAGGGAAUUCAUAGAGAAAAUUAAGGAGUGUUCACAAUCGGAAUUGGCUGACAAGUCGAUUGUAGGAAGUCUCAUGAAUGAGCUAACUACAAAGAAGUUUGACUGGUCUCAGCCAAUCCAUGAUCAUUUGACGCACAUGUCUAAUCUGGCAGCAAAGUUAACGACCUUGGGAAUGGAGGUACAUGAGCAAUUCUUGGUCCAAUUCAUCAUGAACUCUCUACCUCUUGAAUUUAGCCAGUUCCAGGUGAAUUACAACACCAUUAAGGAUAAAUGGAACUUUAAGGAAUUAAAGUCUAUGCUAAUUCAAGAGGAGGGGAGACUAAGGAAGAUGAAAGAUCAAGUUGCUAACCUCGUAGGUCUUGGAAGUGCUAGUAGCAGCAAAAGAACAUCAAGUAGGAAGGACAAAAGUGAAAGGACCUCAAAGUCAAAUCCAAAAGGAAAAGAAGUGUUUCUUUUGUAA